Messenger RNA from Mytilus californianus (California mussel), 1011 nucleotides. RefSeq names its product neuroglian-like. The transcript has 6 exons. The coding region runs from base 124 to 1011 and encodes 295 amino acids. The record is from RefSeq and is a predicted model, not a curated record. Lineage: Eukaryota; Metazoa; Mollusca; Bivalvia; Mytilida; Mytilidae.
UGCCAGUCAAAUCAUACUUUUAAAGUCAAUAUAUCCUUAGACAUUGAAAGCCCCCCAAGAAUCCACACACAGCCGCUUCGCUACAUAUAUUACAGUGCUGGAGGACAAGUGGAACUACCCUGUAUGGCUGAUGGCUUUCCAAAACCAAUUUUUGAAUGGACAAAAGAUGAAGUUAUUUUCAAUAUAAGCGAAUAUAAUGACAGAAUGGUUAAAAUGAAUGAAUCGGGUACAAUUUUGAUAAAGUACACAAAGAGUGUGGACGAUGCUAUUUACCAGUGUAGUGCAAAGAACGAAUUUGGUAAAUCAAUGUCCGAUUUUGUCAACUUCCGGCAAGCUAAAUUGAAACAGAUUGGGAUUAUAAAGGAUAAGAAGAUAUCUGUCAAACUUGGGUAUUCGUUGAGAAUUCCAUGUAAUGCACCACUCAGUACACCAACUGCAAAGAUAAACUGGGGCUUGAAGGACACCAUAACUGGUUCGGAAGUUGCUAUUAAUUUUACAAGCGCUAUAUCAACAGAUUUUUUAGGUAAUCUUUUCAUUAUAAGUGUCGAAGAAAAUGACUACCACGGAGGAAAAUCCUAUGUUUGUAUAGCGACAAAUCCAAUUACCAACCAAACAGUAUAUUCUAACGGAACUGUUGUUCAGCCUCUAAGAAGUUGUGACAAUUUUUCAUGUGAGACUGGUCGUGUACAUGUACCUAUUCAUUUCUUGUGGUUCUCAGGAAGCUCAACUGUUGGUUUGGAGGGACAAAGACUUAUUUUGAAGUGUAUAUUUGGUGGAAAUCCUAUUCCAAACAUAACCUGGCAUUUCAGAAAUGAACACGAGCACAGUUUUGGAUGGGAAUAUCUUCAUCACGGACAGGAACUUCUCAUACCGAAACCUCAAAUUGAACAACAUAUCGGCACUUACAAGUGUUCUGCAGCAAAUUCAGUUGACCCAAUAAAGGAAAAGUUCAUAAAUGUUGAUAUAAAAUGCAAGUUGUUAUAUUAUUUAUUACCUAUCAAUGGAGUUUGA